Cladocopium goreaui is the source of this 3009-nucleotide messenger RNA. The record is from the annotation of a GenBank genome assembly. NCBI's taxonomy places the organism in Eukaryota, Dinophyceae, Suessiales, Symbiodiniaceae.
AUGCCAACGAACAGGCCCGGCCCCUGGCGGCCACCAGGGCUCCAGGGGCUUCCUCCAGGCAUGGGCUUCAGCGGUGCCGCCGCAAAGGGAGGCAAGGGCAAGGUCUCAGAGUCCAUGAGCCUUUUGGAGGAAAUGAAACUGAAACAAGAAAAGCGAGAGCAACGGAAAAGAUUGAGAGAAGAGGUCGACUCUCUCAUGGUUUCUUCUCCGCAGGACAUCGGACGCAUUGCGCGGCUGAGGCAAGAGCUCUCAUACGUGGAAGGAUUUCUCGCUCAGGCUGAUGGGAACAUUGCGCUGCCCACCCACCAGCCGCAGACUACGGGGCCCUUGACGGCUGCAGAGGGGCAGGACACCAACAAUCUCUACGUGGGAUCUCUGUCAACAGAAUGGACUGAAGAGCUGCUUUCGCGUGAGUUUGGCCGUUUCGGAGAGAUCACUUCCAUCAAGAUCAUGUACCCCAGGACUGACCAACAGCGCCUCCGAGGGAUGAACAGCGGCUUCGUGCAGUUCAAGACACGUGCGCAGGCGGAACUGGCUCGAACCAAGCUCAAUGGCAAGGAGUAUUUUGGCAUGUGCCUGCGCAUUGAUUGGGGCCGAGCCAUUCAGCCGGUGAGGAAUGUGACGGCGGUCAUGGGCCUGGGUGUGACUCCCAGCAUCAUCAGCAAGCCCGCCUUGAUGCCGCAUGUGGAAACACCCAAGCCCAAGCCUAUGCCGAUGAUCACUUCCGGUGAGAGUUCUUCUGCCUCAAACAUUGGGGAGAGGAAAUCGCGGUGGAACUUGGCCAAGACUUUGGUGGUGAAAGUUCCUGAGGAUCAGGUUCUGAAGAAGCUUAUCGACAAGACUGCUGAGUUUGUAGCUGAUGAAGGGUGGGAAUUUGAGAAACUUCUCUUGGACAAGGAGAAGGGCAAUCCCAGGUUUGGCUUCAUGUCCGUCGAUAAAGACAAUCUGGAAGAGCCGCUGCAUGUCUACUACCGUUGGAGGACCUUUUCCUUCUCGCAAGGUGAUAAUGACAGGUUCUGGCGUACAGAGCCUUUUCAGAUCUACGAGAAUGGGCCCUUGUGGCAGCCUCCAGCUUGCGACAAGCGCGUUGAGGAGGUGCCCGAUGCCAUCCAGCGGAUCGACAUGCUAAUGCCAAGCGCUGGCGUGCAGGCUGGAGACCUCUUGGGAAGAAAAAGUGGCACCAGCGUCUCCACCAGUGGAAAGGACAAUGUCAUUGGCGGAGUGGGUCUGGCGCCCGAGGAGGUGUCGGCGUUCCAGGAGCUCAUUGGAGAUUUGACUCUAUCGCGCUCCUCCAUCCUGAAGGCCAUGGUCUUCUGUGUUGACAAGUCCAUGUCUUCGCUACAAAUUGCGCAGAAGAUCGGCGCAAGUAUCACGGAGGCGCAGUCAGGGCUCACAACACAGCAGCUGGUGGCGAGGAUGUACCUACUGAAUGACGUCCUGUACAACUCACAUUGCACAAAGCCCGGAGCCUCGCAAUAUCGACGGCAGUUUCAAGACUUGCUGCCAGAUGUCAUGGAAAGACUUCGAGAGGUUUGCGAUGGGAUUUCAAGCAUUGCGGCCUGCGCUCUUCGAGAUCGGGUGCUAAAGCUUGUCGAGAAUUGGACUGAAUGGGCCCUUUUCCCUCCGCGCUUCACGAAAGGAUUGGAGGCUGUGAUGUGCCACACUCCGGGUGAGGGCCCCUCGGGCCCCCAGGGCCAGGCACAGUGGCAGUCCACCACAGAUCUGGCUACUCUCGAGCGUGCUUGCCGUCAACGAGGUCUUUCAAUCAAAGGCAGUCGUGCGCAGCUGGUACAGCGGCUGUGCUUGUUUGAAGCAUACUGGCCACCAGAAGAGCUCCAAAGCGCACCGAAACUUCCCAAGGACCUUGGGAUUGAUGGAAAGAUUGAAGCAGGUCUGGACGGCGAGUCCUUUGACUGCGAAAUGGAAGAGUUGAGGCCCUCGCUUGGAUUGAGCGUGCUGCUACUCCCCGAGCGAUGGCAAGAUGGUAAAUCGUCAAAACCGAAGGUCCGCAAAACUGUUGCAUCAUCGGCAGCGCCAGCGCCCAUAGCGCCGAGUGCGGAGCCAAGCUCAAAGAAAGCCAAGAAAGAAACGAAGGAAACGAAGGAAAGCGCCCAGAAGGAGCCAAAGGAGAAGUCAGCUGAAGAGCUGCGUCGUGAAAGGCUGCGACAAGUCGAGGCAGAAGUGGAGCGAUAUCGGCAGCAACUGGAGAAAGCUCGCGAGCAGCCUGAGGUCCUGCAGAUGAAGUGUGACCGCAAGCGGAUGGAACUUCUGGAGGCUGCGGCCCACCAGGAGUCCUUCAGCGAGCAGCGUCUGAAGCAAGCCGCCGAGAGCGAAUUUGGAGGAGAGCGACAAGAGGCAAAGAAAGUGAUUUCCGAGAAAUCAGAGGUAGCGGCCAAAGUGGCCAGUGAGGAGGGCCGAGCGACUUCAAAGACACCGCAGGAUGGCAAGUCAGGGAAAGAGAAGGAGAAAACAGACAAGGAGGCAAAGACUUCCAAAGAUGCGAAAGACGGCAAGGUGAAGUCCAAAACCCUAGAGAAGGAGGCUGAGAAAGAGAAGGAAAAGGAGAAGGACAAAGAGAGGGACAAGGAGAAAGACAAGGAGAGAGACAAGGAGAAGGCAAAGGAGAAGGACAAAGAGAAAGAGAAAGGUAAGGAGAAGGAGAAGGAGAGGGAGAAAGAGAAAGAGAAAGAAAAGGAAAAAGAGAAAGAGAAGGAAAAGGAGAAGGAGAAAGAGAAGGAAAAGGAGAAGGAGAAGGACAAGGAAAAAGAAAAAGAGAAAGAGAAGGAGAAAGAAAAGGAGAGAGACAAGGAGAGGACAAAAGAGAAGGAGAGAGACAAGGGAAAAGAAAAAGCAAAGGAGAAGGAAAAGGAAAAGGACCGGGAGAAGGAGAAAGCGAAAGCCAAGGAAGUAGAAAAGGAGCGCAGGAAGAGGAGCCGCGAGCGUGAUGGAAGCUCGUCGGGGCGCAGGAAACGGAAAGCUAGCCCUGGUCGCACGCAGAAGAAGCGCUGA